ACACACACACACACACCACACACACACACACGGAACAGGAGUGUCAGGUGUCUCACUGUGUGUUCUGUCUCUUCUUUCUCUCUUUCUUUCUUUCUGUUGAAGCAGGUGACACAGUGAAGAAGGUGUGGAGAGUUUCGAGAGUUGGAAAAUAAAUAACACAAAUCCUGAGGAAUUAACAAAAUCUAAAACAAACAAACAAAUAAACAAACAAAAAGUCCAGACGAGAGGCAGCUCAAACACCAGGGCGUGGCCAUGGAGUCGGCGCCAUUCAGUCGGAAGCAGUGGUCGUCUCAGUCGUUACGCAUUACGGCCAAGGAGCUGUCGCUGGUCAGCGCUCGAGGGAAACACAACGCCAUCGCAGAACGCUUCUCCAAGUAUCAGAAGGCUGCAGAGGAAACAAAUGCCGACAAGAAAAAAGUGCCGGGGGAGAGCCGGCCAUCUGCAGUCCGCUCAGGGAACCUGAGCGUGUUGAAGAAACGCUGGGAGGAGAAGCAGAAAAACGCACCGGCCGUGAUCACACCAGUCCUUCCAGCAGAACCCCGACCUCCAACUCGCUCCCACAGCUUCAGACCUGUGAAGGUUCAGAAAGAGAAGAAAGGUGAGGUGGAGGACGUGAUGGAGACAAAGCAGGAGGUGAAGCUGGAGGUGAAGCAGGAGGUGAAGCAGGAGGUGAAGCAGGAGAUGAAGCAGGAGGUGAAGCCGGAGAAGGUGAUGGAGGUGCAGAAGAAGGUGGAGGAAGAACAGAAGAAGGAGGUGGAGGUGAUCUCACUGUCCAGCUUGGAGAAACCGAGUGUCGCUCUCAACAACCUCAAGCUGAUGUUUGAGAAAGGAGAAACCAAGUCACGGCGCGUGAACAGCACUUCAGAAGACUCGGAUAAUCGACCAGCAGACAGAGGUUUGGUCUCACUGGAACGAUCCAAGUCUCUGAGGGACAGAAUGGCGAAGUAUCAAGCCGCCGUGUCCAAACAGGACUCAUGCAGUCCUCAGAACUCGUCGACUCCGGCGGAGACCGAGGUCAGGAGUUCAGCAGUGGAUCUGAAGGAAAAUGCGCCCCCUAGUCGUGGAGAGCAGCCUGAGAAAGAGAGCACAACAUCCGAGUCGAUGACUAAACCCAAUGGUGUGGUAGCUGAUACAGGAAGUUCGAACGCUGCAGCAAUUGAGCCAGAAACCAAUGACGCACCCAAAUUUGUCCGGGGGCAGAAGUUUCGUUCUACUGUGCGAGAGACUUGCGUUGCUUGCCAUAAGACCGUUUACCCCCUGGAGAAACUGAUGGCCAAUCAACAAACUUUCCACAACUCCUGUUUCCGCUGUGCUCACUGCAACACCAAACUCAGCUUGGCCAACUUUGCCUGCCUGCAUGGAAGCAUCUACUGCAAACCUCACUUCAACCAGCUCUUCAAGUCCAAAGGUAACUACGACGAGGGCUUCGGACACAGGCCUCAUAAGGAACUGUGGACGGCCCGAGGUGAUGAGGAGGAGAACGAUGAGUCUGAGAAGCCAAAGCCCUCUUCACCUGACCCCAUCCCAGUUAAACCACCCAGUUCAGAAAAAGUCUUGGAUCAAAAUUCCGUAGUUGAAGACACUCCGAUAGGAAAAGUCACCGAUCUUACAACAUCUCUGGAGACCAAAAUUCAGCCGCCAGUUAAAGAAAUAGAGAAACCUGCAAUUUCUGUGGAGACAAAAAAAUUGAAGGUUGCUUGGCCACCACGAGCUGAAGGUUCCAGUUCUGCUCCCGAAAGAGGAAGAAGCCCGAUUAAAGUCUUCAAGCUAAAAUGGCCACCACAGGAAGAGGUCCAGUCCAAUCUGGAGAGCACAGAGCGAGUGGAGUUGAAGAAUCUGAGACGGAGUGCAUCUCUCAAAGAACGAAGUCGACCUUUUUCUGUGGCACCAAGACUGGAGUCCACCAAUCAGGAGCAACCACACCCCCUCAAGACCACUUUAAUGAGGCGUGGCUCUCUGGAGCUUCGUUCAUCUUCCAAGAUACAAAUUAUCCAAAAGAAUAAAGGUGAGGAGAGCUCAGAAGUAGGAAAGCCCUCAGAGUCAGACCACAAGGCUUUAAAUAGCAGUGAGGCAGAUGUUCCUCCAAAACAAGAAGAGAAACCCAAAAUCCCUCCAUCGAUCCUGAAACGGCCACAAUCAAACAAAAGCAAGGCUUUCGAUGACCAGAUAGAGGCUGAGGAGGAACCAAAAAAAACCCUGGAACUUAAGAAGACAUCACCUCCUGUAGCUGUGGAGGACAACAGGACAUCUCAAGAUGUUGGUUUCUGGGAUGGAGAAGAAGCAGAAGAAUCCCUCACCGUGGAGGAGAGGAUCAAGAGGAACCGAUACUAUGAAGAUGAAGAUGAUAAUGAAGAAGUUGCUGAAGUUUGAAUCCACUCGUCCCUCAGGAUCUGCUCAGACUCUGACUGCGUUCUUAGAAUAAUGAAAAGUAAUUUUGGGGGAAAAGCCAUAAAUGGUGGAGGUGAUGAGGUUCUUCUUAUCAUUUUAUUUUCAUCUUCAUCAUCUCUAUUUCUGACUGGAUUAAAAAAAAACAAGCACAUUAUUUUAUUGCUGGUGCUUUUAAUGUCACCAUUUUAACCACUGUUUUGUUUUGUUUUUUAGAGCUGGAACAAAAUGCUGUUUUUAUUGUUUAGGGUUUUAUAAUUCUAUGGUUUCACUUCCAACAUUUCUCUCUCAGGAGCCCUACUGGGACCAAAUUUAUUUUUAUUAUAUAUUUCAGGGUUUUUUGGUAUAUCUUUUGCCGCUUCAACCCUGUAGUUAGUCCACUUAUCCAGACGACCUUUAAAUACCUUCAGCAAUCACAAAAUGACAACCAUUUUGGACGAAUCUUUCAAAAAGUAGAAAAUUAUGAGUAGUUACUAUCGACCUCAUUGCUGCAUCUCCAUAUUUCUUCUCUCGGAGUAUACUGAAAUUAAAGUUUUGUCAAUCAGAAGGUUAUAGUUAUAAUGAGGUAGCUAUAAUGAGUGACAGGGAUAAAACCUCAGUUUAUUUGGCCUUUGGAUACAAUUUUAUGCAAAUUUUACCAUUAAAUAUCCUAGAGUAUGGGGAAAAAAAUGGAGAAUAAUAGUGGGCCUAAAGCAGAGCCUUGUGGGAUACCAUACGGUAACAAUUAUAUUUAUGAUGCUUCUGUACAUUCUGGAAAUUUGAAUCUUGUACUUUUAGGUGAAAGAAAAAUAUGUAAUGUGUUCUCUCUUCAUGAGAAUUUUAGGAAUAGGCACUAAAAAAGAUGUGUUGCUGGAAAUGUCAGUUUCUGGUGUAACAGAAUAUUAUCAUAUUAUAAACUGUAGCACUGUAUCAAUAAAAACAUGCAUAAAUAUGAUCAUGUGACCAGGUGAGAGACAAAAUUCCUGAUUCAUUUAAAAAUAAAUAAAUCUGUCCAGAAACAAACACCGUCAGAAUAGGGCUAAUUUCUUAACAUCUAUUUCUUUAUAAUAGAAAAAUUUCUGCAGGAGCAAAUUAAACUGGCCAAAUUAUUUAAUACAGCAAUUUUUUGUUUAUAAUUUUGUUGCAAUAUAAUAAACAGGAACAAAAUAAGUGGCAAAAUAUAUUUACUUAAAAUGUUUUAUAUUUUAUGUCAGUGAGUCACGCUGCAGUUUCUUUCAGUUUACAGCAAUUCUUUAAAAUGGUUCUCUCUUAUUUAUACUUGAUUUUUUCUUUAAUUUUAGGACAUGAAAGGUUUUACACACGCGCACGCACACUUUUAAUCAUGUUCUCAUGUUAUUGGGAUGAUCAUCUGCUCAUGUUUUCUGUCUGAAACGCAGCACAGUGCCUCUGGAUUUGUUUUAAUGAUUCAUCUUAACUUUUAAUGCGAUUCUGGUUUUAUGCAGAUGUUUUAUAUUCUGUCCUUUAUGAUGAGACCAAACAAAGGUUUAUCUGCCUUAAAAUGUAAGAAUGUCAGAAACCUUGGUGAAGUGGAAGGCUUCAAUAAAUUUAAUAAAUGAUUUGAGAGACUUUUA
This is a messenger RNA of Neoarius graeffei (lesser salmon catfish), 3956 nucleotides long. RefSeq names its product LIM domain and actin binding 1b (gene lima1b). Lineage: Eukaryota; Metazoa; Chordata; Actinopteri; Siluriformes; Ariidae. Gene Ontology annotation, biological process: actin filament bundle assembly. The transcript has 11 exons. The record is from RefSeq and is a predicted model, not a curated record. Gene Ontology annotation, cellular component: plasma membrane; actin cytoskeleton. Bases 253 to 2370 code for a protein of 705 amino acids. Gene Ontology annotation, molecular function: actin filament binding.